AUGGGAGAGGACCGUAAGGUCUACACCGUUAUGGAGAGGGCAAAGGUCUACAAAGUAUGGAGAGGGAAAGUAGGUCUAUACCAGUAUGGAGAGCGAAACAGUAGGUCUAUACAGUAUGAGAGGGACAGUAGAUUAUACCAGUAUGGAGAGAGACAGUAAGUAGGGGUGCUAUACAGCGUGGAGAGGGGGACAGAUAUUACCCCCGCAGGAGAGAGGGACAGUAGGUCAUACAGUAUGGAGAAGGGACCGUAGGUCUAUACAGCUGGAUGAGAGCCAGUAUAUCUACACAGCAUGGGGAGACAGUAGUCUACACAGUAUGGAGAGAGGACAGUAGGUCUACACAGUCUGAGAGGGACAGGUCUACCACAGUAGGGAGAGGGACAGAGGUCUAUACAGUAGGAGAGGCGACAGUAGGUCUACACAGCGUGGAGAGGGAUAGUAUAUCACACAGCAUGGAGAGGGACAGUAUAGUCUAUACAAGCGUGGGGGGACAGUAGGUUAUACAGCGUGUGUGGAGAGGGACAGUAGGUCUAUAAAGCGGUGUAGGGCGACAGUGGGUCUACACAGUAUGGAGAGGGACAGUAGGUCUAUACAGAGUGGAGUGGAGAGGGAACAGUAUAAUCUACACAGCAUGAGAGAGACAGUAGUCACAAGUAUGGAGAGGGACAGGUUACACAGUAUGGAAGAGGCGACGUAGGUCUAUACAGUUGAGAGGAACAGUAGUCUAUACAGUAGGGAGUAGGGACAGUGAUCUAUUACAGUAGGAGAGGGACAGUAGCGUUAGUACCAGCGUGGAGAGGGCACAGUAUAUCUACACAGCUGGAGAGGGACAGUAGGUCUAUACAGUAUGGAGAGGGAAGUAGGUUCUCUAUACAGCGUUGUAGAGGGACCGUGGGUCUAUACAGUAUGGAAGGAGGGACAGUCGGUCUAUACAGUAUGAGAGGGACAGUAGGUCUAACAGCGUGGAGCGGGAAGAGGACAGUAUAUCUACACAGCAUGGAGAGAGACAGUAGAGUAGGUGCUACACAGUAUGGAGAGGGACAGAAGGUCUAUCAGCGUUGGAGAGGGACAGUAGGUCUUAUACGCGUUGAGAGGGACGUGGGUCUAUCAGUAUGGAGAGGGACAGUCGGGGUCUAUACAGUAUGGAGAGGGACAUAGGUCUAUAACAGCGUUGAGAGGAAACAGGUCUAUCUACACAGCAUGGGGAGGAGACAGGCUGGUUUUCUAUACGUAUGGAGAGGGACAGAAGGUCUAUACAGCGUGGAGAGGGACAGUAGGUCUAUACAGCGUGUAGAGGGACAGUGGAGUCUUAUACAGUAUGGGAGCGGGACAGUCGGUCUCUUCUACAGUAUGGAGAGGGACAGAAGAGUCUAUACAGCGUGGAGGUGGAGAGGAGAGGACAGUUAUAUCUUACACAGCAUGGGAGAGAGACAGUAGGUUACACAGUAUGGGAGGACAGGUCGACACAGUUAUGGAGAGGGGAAGUAGGUCUAUACAGUAUGGAGAGGAACAGUAGGUCUAUACAGUAUGGAGAGGGACAAUAGGUCUAUACAGCGUGGAGAGGGACAGUAGGUCUAUACAGCAUGGAGAGAGACAGUAGGUCUAUACAGCGUGGAGAGGGACAGUAGGUCUAUACAGUGUGGAGAGGGACAGUAGGUAUUAGACAGUGUGCGAGGGAGAGGAAGUAGGUCUCUACAGCCGUGGAGGAGGGACAUAGGUCUAUACUUGGGGAGAGGGACAGUAGGUCUAUACAGCGUGGAGAGGGACAGUAGGUCUAUACAGCGUGGAGAGGGAAAGUAGGUCUAUACAGCAUGGAGAGGAAAAGUAGGUCUAUACAGCAUGGAGAGGGACAGUAGGUCUAUAAAGUAUGGAGAGGGACAGUAGGUAUAUACAGCAUGGAGAGGGACAGUAGUAGGUAUAUACAGCGUAGAGUAGAGUGGACCAGUAGGUCUAUACAGCGUUUUAGAGAGGCACAGUAGGUCUAUUACCCAGGGUGGGAGGGGAGAGCACAGUAGGUCUAUACAGUGUGGAGAGGGACAGUAGGUAUAUACAGCGUGGAGAGGGUCAGUAGGUCUAUACAGCGUGGAGAGGGACAGUAGGUCUAUACAGCAUGGAGAGGGACAGUAGGUCUAUACAGUAUGGAGAGGGACAGUAGGUCUACAGCGGGAGAGGGACAGUAUACUAACAGCAUGGAGAGAGAACAGUAGGUCUACAAAGUUAUGGCAGAGGGACAGGUCUCACCACAGUCUGGAGAGGGACAGUAGGGGUCUAACAGUGUGGAGAGGGAACAGUAGGUCAUACAGUUGGAGAGGAGUACAGUAGAUCUAUACGAUAUGGAGAGGGAGCGACACAAGUAGGUCUAUACAGCGUGGAGGGGGGAAGGGGACAGUAUAAUCUACCAGAAUGAAGAGGGACAGUAGGUCUAUAACAGUAUGGAGAGGGACAGUAGGUCUAUACAGCGUUGGAGAGGAGAAAGUAUAUCUACACAAGCAUGGAGAGGAGACAGUAGGUCUACACAGUAAGUAUGGAGGGGGGAAGGUAAAUACACAGUAUGGAGAGGCGACAGUAGGUCUAUUACAUUAUGGAGAGGGACAGUAUAUUUCUACACAGCAUGGAGAGGACACAGAUAGGCUAUACAGCGUGGAGAGGGACUGUAGGUCUUAUACAGCGGGAGAGGGACCCAGUAGGUCUAUACAGCGGUGGAGAGGAAAGUAGGGUAUAUUACAGCGUGGAGAGGGACAGUGGGGUCUAACAGUAAUGGAGAGGGACAGAGGUCUAUACAGUAGGGAGAGGGGAAGUAGGUCUAUACAGCGUGCUGGAGAGGGACAUAGGUCCUAUACAGCGUGGAGAGGCGACAGUAGUCUAUACAGUGUGGAGAGGGGACAGUAGGUAUAUACAGCAGGUUGGAGAGGGGACAGGAGGUUCUAUACAGCCAUGAAGAGAGGACAGUAGGUUCUAUAACAGCGUGGAAGAGGGACACGUAGGUUAUACAGCGUGGAGAGGCGACAGUAGGUAUAUACAGAGUGGAGACGGGCAGUAGGGUCUAUACAAGGUGGAGAGGAUGUGGAGAGGGACAGUAGGGCUAUACAGUGGGCGAGGGACCAGUAAGGUCUCUAUACAGUGUGAGAGGGAAAGUAGGUCUAUACAGCAUGGAGAGGGAAAGUAGGUCUAUACAGCAUGGAGAGGGACAGUAGGUCUAUAAAGUAUGGAGAGGGACAGUAGGUCUAUACAGCAUGGAGAGGGACAGUAGGUCUAUACAGCGUAGAGAUGGACAGUAGUAGUCUUAACAGCGUAGAGAGGCACCAGGAGGUCUAUUACAGGUGGAAGAGGCACAGUAGGACUAUACAGUGUGGAGGAGAGGGACGUAGGUCCUAUACAGCGUGGAGAGAGGGACAGAGUCUAUACAGCUGUGGAGAGGAGACGGACAGGACGGUCUCUAAAACAGUGUGGAGAGGGAAGUAGGUCUAUACAGUUUGGAGAGGGACAGUAGGUCUAGUACAGCGGGGAGAGGGACAGUAGCAGUAGGUCUAUACAGAGUGUGGAGGGGAAAGUAGGUCUAUUUAUAGCAUGGAAGAGGCAGAGGUAUAUACAGUAUGGAGAGGGACAGUAGGUCUACACAGCAGGAGAGUGACAGUAGGUCACACAGUAUGGAGAGGGACCAGAGGUCUACACAGUAUGGAGAGGACAGUAGGUCUAACAGUUUGGAGAGGGGACAGUAGUCUAGACAGUGUGGGAGGGACAGUUAAUUACACCGCAUGGAGAGAGACAGUAGUCUACACAGUAUGGAGAGGGACAGGUCUACCACAGUAUGGAGAGGGACAGUAGGUCUAUACAGUAUGGCGAGGACAGUAGGUCUUACAGUAUGGAGAGGACAGUAGGUCUAUACAGCGUGAGAGGGACAGUAUUCUACACAGCAUGGAGAGAGACAGUAGGUCUUAUACAGAAGUAGGAGAAGGAAAGUAGGUCUACACAGUAUGUGAGAGGAACAGUAUAGGUUUAUACAGAAGGGAGAGGCAGUAGUAGGUCUAUACAGUAUGGAGAGGGAAGGUCUCUACACAGAUGGAGAGAGGACAGUAGGUCUACACAGUAUGGAGAGGGACAGGUCUAACACAGUAUGGAGAGGGACAGUAGGUCUACACAGUAUGGAGAGAGACAGGUAGAAGGGUCUACACAGUAUGGAGAGAACAGUAGGUCUAUUACGCCGUUGGAGAGGCGAACAGUAUAUUACACAGCAGGGAGAGAUGACAGUAGGUCUACACAGUAUGUAUGGAGAGGGGACAGGUCACACAGUAUGGAGAGGGACAGUAGGUCUAUACAGUAGGAGAGGACAGAUGGUCGAUCACAGUAUGGAGAGGGGGACAGUAGAAUUAUACAGUAUGGAGAGGGACAGUAGGUCUAUACAAGCGGUGGAGAGGGACAGUAUAUCUACACAGCAUGGAGAGGACAGUUAGUCUAUACAGUAUGAGAAGGACAGUAGAGUCUUACACAGUAUGGAAGGGGGACGUAGUCUAUACAGUAUGGAGAGGGACACAGUACGCGUCUAUACAGUAUGGAGAGGGACAGUAGGUCUAUACAGUAUGGAGGAGAGACAGGAGGUCUUACACAGUAUGAGAGGGACAGUCUACACAGUAUGGAGAGGGACAGGUUCUACACAGUAUGGAGAGGGAAGUAGGUCCAUACAUAUGGAGAGGGACAGUAGGUCUAUACAGUAGGAGAGGGACAGUAGGUCUACACAGCGUGGAGAGGGAUAGUAUAAUCUACACGCAUGGAAGGGGGGGGACAGAGUAGCGUCUUAUACAGCGUGGAGAGGGAACAGAAGGUAAUAUAACCAGCGUGGAGAGGGAACAGUAGGUCAUACAGCGUGGAGGGGACAGUGGGUCUAUACAGUAUGGAGAGGGAACAGUCGUCUAACAGUAUGGAGAGGGCCAGUCGGUCGAUAAGCGGUGGAGAGGGACAGUAUAUCUACACAGAAUGGAGAGAGAGAGAGAACGUAGGUCUACACAGUAUGGAGAGGCGACAGGUCUACACAGUAUGGAGAGGGACAGUAGGUCUAUCAGUAUGGAGAGGAACAGUAGGUCGAUACCAGUAGGAGGAGGAGGACAGUGAUCUAUUAUACAGUAGGAGGAGAGACAGUAGUUCUAACAGCGGGAGAGGGACGAUAUUCUACACCAGCAUGGAGAGGGGACAGUAGGUCUAUACAGUAUGGAGAGGGACAGUAGGUUCUAUUACAGCGUGGAACGAGAGCCAGUAUAUCUACACAGCAGGGAAGCGGAGAGACAGUAGUAGGUCUACACAGUAUGGAGAGAGGACAGUAGGUCUACACGUAUGAGAGGACAGGUCUACACAGUAGGGAGAGGGACCAGUUUUGUGGAAGCAAGGUUCACCCAGCCACAGGUUUAUUUUGAUGGGCUAUACAGUAUGGAGAGGGACAGUAGGUCUAAACCGAGUGGAGAGGGAUAGUAUAUCUACACAGCAUGGAGAGGGAACAGUAGGGUCUAUACAGCGUGGAGGGGGACAGUAGGUCUAUACAGCGGGGAGAGGGACAGUAGGUCCUAUACAGCGUGUAGAGGGACAGUGGGGGUCUACACAGUAUGGAGAGGGGACAGUAGGUCUAUUACAGCGUUGGGAGAGGGGACAGUUAUCUACACAGCAUGGAGAGAAGAGAGACGUAGGUCUACACAGUAUGGAGAGGGACCAGGUCUACACAGGAUGGAGAGGGGACAGUAGGUCAUACAGUAGGAGAGGAAACAGUUAGGGUCUAUACAGUAUGGAGAGGGACAGUAGAUCUAUUCAGUAUGGAGAGGGGGGACAGUAGGUCUAUACAGCGUGGAGAGGGAAGUAUAUCUACCACAGCAUGGAGGAGGGACAGUAGGUCUAUACAGUUGGAGAGGGAACAGUAGGUCUAUACAGCGUGGAGGGGAACAGUAUAUCUACACAAGCAUGGAGAGAGGACAGUAGAGUCUAGUAGGUUCCGACACAGUAGGAGAGGGACAGGUCUACCAACAGUAUGGUGAGGGACAGUGGUCUAUACAGUGUGGAGGGACAGAGUAGGUCUAUACAGUAUGGAGAGGGGACCAGUAGAUCUAUACAGUAUGGAGGGGGACGUAGGGUCUAUAAAGCGGGAGAGGAGAAGGACAGUAGUCUACACAGUAUGGAGAGGGACAGUGAGGAUUAGGACCUAUACAGUAUGGAGAGGGACAGUAGGUUCUACAGUAGGAGGAGGGACAGUAGGUCUAUACAGUGGGAGAGAGACAGAGGUCGACACAGUAUGGAGAGGGAAGGGUCUACACAGUAUGGAGAGGGACAGGUCUACACAGUAUGGAGAAGGACAGUAGGUCUAUACAGUAUGGAGAGGGACAGUAGGUCUAUACAGCAUGGGGAGGGACAGUAGGUCUAUACAGCAUGGAGAGGGACAUAGGUCUAUACAGCGUGGAGAGGGACAGUAGGUCUAUACAGUAUGGAGAGGGACAAUAGGUCUAUACAGCGUGGAGAGGGACAGUAGUCUAUAAAGCAUGGGAAGAGGAGACAGUAGGUCUAUACAGCGUGGAGAGGGACAGUAGGUCUAUACAGUGUGGAGAGGGACAGUAGGUAUAUACAGUGUGGAGAGGGACAGUAGGUCUAUACAGCGUGGAGAGGGACAGUAGGUCUAUACAGGUUGGAGAGGGACAGUAGGUCUAUACAGCGUGGAGAGGGAAAAGUCGGUCUAUACAGCAUUGGAGAGGAAAAGUAGGUCUUUAGUACAGCAUGCGAGAGGGACAGUAGUCUAUAAAGUAUGGGAGAGGGGACAGUAGGUCUAUAAAGCAUGGAGAGGGACAGUAGGUCUAUACAGCGUAGAGAUGGACAGUCGGUAUAUAACGUAGAGAGGCAACAGUAGGUUAUACAGUGUGGAGAGUACAGUAGGUCUAUACAGUGUGGAGAGGGACAGGUAGGUCUAUACAGCGUGGAGAGGGUCAGUAGGUCUAUACAGCGUGGAGAGAAGGGACAGUAGGGUCCUAUACAGCUGGAGAGGGACAGCGUAGGUCUAUACAGUAUGGAGAGGGACAGUAGGGCAAUACAGCGUGGAGAGGGACAGUAUAGUCUACACAGCAUGGAGAGCGAGAGACAGUAGGUCUACACGUAGGAGAGGGACAGGUCUACACAGUAUGGAGAGGGAAGUAGGUCCUAUACAGUGUGGGAGAGGGACAGUAGGUCUAUACCGAUAUGGAGGGACAGUAGAUCGAUACAGUAGGAGAGGGACAGUAGGUCUAUACAGCGUUGGGAGAGGGACAGUAUAUAGAACAGCAUGAAGAGGGACAGUAGUAAGUCUAUACAGUAUGGAGAGGGACAGUGUAUAUACAGGGGAGAGGGACAGUAUAUCUACACAGCAUGGAGAGAGACAGUAAGGUCUACACAGUAUGAGGGGGAAAGGUCUACACAGUAUGGAGCGGGACAGUAGUCUAUACAGCAUGGAGAGAGGGACAGUAGGUCUAUGCUAUACAGCGUGGAGAGGGAAGAGGUCUAUAAAGCGUGGAGAGGGACCAGUAGGUAUAUACAGCGUGGGAGAGGGACAGUGGUCUAUUUUUACAGCGUGGGAGAGUGACAGUAGUUGGUCUAUCAAGUGUGGAGAGGGACAGUAGGUCUUUACAGUGUGGAGGAGAGGGAAAAGUAGGUCUAGACAGCAUGGAGAGGGAAAAGUAGUUAUACAGCAUGGAGAGAGGACAGUAGGUCUAUAAAGUAUGGAGGGGACAGAGUCACACAGAAUGGAGAGGGACAGUAGGUCUAUAGAGCGUGAGAUGAGGACAGUAGUUAUAUACAGCGUUAGAGAGGCAAAGUAAGUGUCUACUUACAGUGUGGAGGAGGACAGUAGGACUAUACAGUGUGGAGAGGGAAAGUAGGUCUUUACAGCGUGGAGAGGGACAGUAGCAGUAUGGUAUAUACAGCGUGGAGAGGGACAGUUAGGUCUAAACAGUGGUGGAGAGGGGACAGUAGGUCUAUACAGUUUGGAGAGGGACGUAGGUCUAUACAGCGUGGGAAGAGGGGACAGAGAGUCUAUACAGCGUUGGAGAUGGUGGAGAGGGAAAGUAGGGCUAUAUAGCAUGGAAGAGAGGGACAGUAGGUAUAUACAGUAUGGAGAGGGACAGUAGGUCUACACAGCAUGGAGAGGGACAGGAGGUUCCCAGUAAGGAGAGGACAGUAGAUUCAACAUAGUAUGGAGAGGGACAGGUCAACAGUAUGGAGAGGGACAGUAGGCUACCACAGCAUGGAGAGGGGACAGUAGGUUUUAUACCGCAUGAGAGGGGGACAGUAGUAGGUCUAUACAGUAUGGAGAGGGACCAGUAUUUGGGUCGAUACAGUAUGGAGAGGGACAGGUAGUCUACACCAGCAUGGAGAGGGACAGUAGGUCUACACAGUAUGGGAGGAGGGACAGUAGAUCAAACAUAGUAUGGAGAGGGACAUAGGUCAUACCGCAUGGAGAGGGAAGUAGGUCUAUUAAGUAUGGAGAGGGACAGUAGGGUCUAUACAGUAAUGGAGAGGGACAGCAGGUCUAACAGUAUGGAGAGGACAGUAGGUUCUAUACAGUAGGGAGAGGGACAGUAGGUAUAUAUUUACCAGUGUGGAGAGGGACAGUAUAUCUACACAGCAUGGAGAGAGACAGUAGGUCUCACAGUAUGGAGAGGGGACAGGUCUACCACAGUAUGGAGAGGGACAGUAGGUAUAUACAGUAUGGAGAGGGACAGUAGGUCUAUUACAGUAUUAGGAGAGGGACAGUAGGUCUUAUACAGCGUGGAGAGGGAACAGUAUAUCUACACAGAAUGGAGAGAAGAGACAGUAGGUCUAUACAUUAUGGAGACGGACAGUAGGUUACACAGUAGGGAGAGGCGAAGUAGGUUUUAUACAGUAUGGAGAGGGACAGUAGGCUAUACAGUAUGGAGAGGGGACAGGUCUACAAGUAUGGAGAGAGACAGUAGGGUCUAGUACAGGCGUUGGAGAGGGACAUAUAUCUACACAGCAUGGAAGAGACAGUAGGUCUUACACAGUAUGGAAGAGGACAGUUCUAACACGUAUGGAGGAGGGACAGUAGGUCUAUACAGUAUGGAGAGGGACAGUAGUCUAUACAGUAUGGGAGAGGGACAGUAGAUCUAUACAGAUGGAGAGAGGGACAGUGGUCUAGUACAAGCGUGGAGAGGGACAGUAUAUUCCACAGCAUGGAGCGAGAAGUGGUGAUACAGUAUGGAGAAGGACAGUAGGGUCUAACAGGAUGGAGAGGGACAGUAGGUCUAUAAGUAUGGAAGAGGGACCGAGUCUAUUACAGUAUGGAAGAGGGACAGUAGGUCUAACAGUAUGGAGAGAGACAGUAGUCUACACGUAUGAGAGGGACAGGUCAAUACAGUAUGGAGAGGAAAGGUCUACACAGUAUGGAGAGGGACAGUAGUCUAACAGUAUGGAGAGGACAGUAGGUCUCUACAGUAUGGAGAGGACAGUAGGUCUACACAGCGUGGGGAGAGGGAUAGUAUAUAUACACAGCAUGGAGGGGGACAGUAGGUCUAUACAGCGUGGAGAGGGACAGAAGGUCUAUUACAGCGUUGGAGAGGGACAGUAGGUUAUCCCAGCGUGGAGAGGACAGUGGGUCUAUACAGUAUGGAGAGGGACAGUCGGUCUAUACAGUAUUUUGUGGAGAGGGACAGUAGGUUCUAUACGCGUGGAGGAGGGAGAGGGACAGGGAGAGGGAACAGUAUAUCUACAACAGCAUGAGGAGACAGUAGGUCUACACAGUAUGGGAGAGCGGACAGGUCUACACAGUAUGGAGAGGGGACAGUAGGUAUAUAUACAGUAUGGAAGAGGACGUAGGUAUGGCUAUACAGUAUGCGAGAGGGACAGUAGAUCUAUACAGUAUGGAGAGAGGACAGAGGUCUUAUACAGCGGGAGAGGGGACAGAAUAUCUACACAGAAUAUGGAGAGGGGACAGUAGGUCUAUACAGUAUGAGAGGGACAGGAGGGUCUAUACAGCGUGUGAGAGAGCCAGUAUAUCUACACAGCAUGGAGAGAGACAGUGAGGUUACACAGUAUGGAGAGGGACAGGUCUACACAGUAUGGAGAGGGACAGUAGGUCUAUACAGUGUGGAGGAGGGGACAGUAGGUCCUAUACAGUAUGGAGAGGGACAGUAGAUCUAUACAGUAUGGAGAGGGACAGUAGGUCUAUACAGCGUGGAGAGGGACAGUAUAUCUACACAGCAUGGAGAGAGACAGUAGGUCUAUACAGUAUGGAGAAGGACAGUAGGUCUACACAGUAUGGAGAGGGACAGUAGGUCUAUACAGUAUGGAGAGGGACAGUAGGUCUAUACAGUAUGGAGAGGGACAGUAGGUCUAUACAGUAUGGAGAGGGACAGUAGGUCUAUACAGUGUGGAGAGGAACAGUAGGUCUAUACAGUAUGGAGAGGGACAGUAGGUCUACACAGCGUGGAGAGGGACAGUAUAUCUACACAGCAUGGAGAGGGACAGUAGGUCUAUACAGCGUGGAGAGGGACAGUAGGUCUAUACAUUGUGGAGAGGGACAGUAGGUCUACACAGUAUGGAGAGGGACAGUAGGUCUAUACAGCAGGGAGAGGGACAGUAGGUCUAUACAGCAGGGAGAGGGACAGUAGGUAUAUACAGCAUGGAGAGGGACAAUAGGUCUAUACAGCGUGGAGAGGGGGAAGUAGGUCUAACAGCAUUGGAGAGGGAAAAGUAGGUCUAUACAGUUAUGGAGAGGGACAGUAGGUUUCUAUAAAUCGUGGAGAGAGACAGAGGUCUAUACCAGCGGGAGAGAGACAGUAGGGUAUACACAGUAUGGAGAGGGGGACAGUAGGUCUAUACAGCGUGGAGAGGACAGUAGUGGCGAGAGGCGACAGGUAGGUCUACAUGUGGGAGGGGACAGUAGUCUACACAGUAUGGAGAGGGACAGUAGGUCUAUACAGUAUGGAGAGGGACAGUAGGUCUAUACAGUAUGGAGAGGGACAGUAGGUCUACACAGUAUGGAGAGGGACAGUAGGUCUAUACAGUAUGGAGAGGGACAGUAGGUCUAUACAGUAUGGAGAGGACAGUAGGUCUAUACAGUAUGGAGAGGGACAGUAGGUCUAUACAGUAUGGAGAGGGACAGUAGGGUCUAUACAGUAUGGAGAGGGACAGUAGGUCUAUACAGUAUGGAGAGGGACAGUAGGUCUAUACAGUAUGGAGAGGGACAGUAGGUCUAUACAGUAUGGAGAGGGACAGUAGGUCUAUACAGUAUGGAGAGGGACAGUAGGUCUAUACAGUAGGAGAGGACAGUAGGUCUAUACAGUAUGGAGAGGGACAGUAGGUUCUAUACAGUAUGGAGAGGGACAGUAGGUCUAUACAGUAUGGAGAGGGACAGUAGGUCUAUACAGUAUGGAGAGAGGACAGUAGGUCUAUACAGUAUGGAGAGGGACAGUAGGUCUAUACAGUAUGGAGAGGGACAGUAGGUCUAUACAGUAUGGAGAGGGACAGUAGGUCUAUACAGUAUGGAGAGAGACAGUAGGUCUAUACAGUAUGGAGAGGGACAGUAGGUCUAUACAGUAUGGAGAGAGACAGUAGGUCUAUACAGUAUGGAGAGAGUCAGUAGGUCUAUACAGCGUGGAGAGGGACAGUAGGUCUAUACAGCAUGUGUUUCACUCAGUAAAUUAAUGGAGCAGGCAGUGGGCCGAGUGCUGCAGUCAGAUAUCUAAGGAGGUCAGUGUGUCUCUGAUAACUUCUCCCCUGUGAUCUCUCCCUCCCUUUCUCUCCCCCUUCCCCUCACUACCGCUCUCUCUCUUUCUUUCUAUAUCCCCCUCUCUCUCUCUUCCCCCUCUACCUCUCUCUCUCUCUGCAUCUCCAGGCUGUCAGUGACUUCUGUACAGAUCCCAACAAGUUUGUGCUCAACUCCACCCACUUCAACUCUGGGACCAGCUCAGGUGCAGUAGUGCAUCUCUCCACACUAACAAAGAGUCUCGGCUCAUUUCAUUCUUAUAGCCUUUCAUUUUGAUGCUGAAAUGCCCUGACACACUGUAUUCAUUGCUGAUUGAUGGUGUGCUGCUGUCCUCUGUCCUAUCCAGACGUUUUGGAUUAUUACCUGACCUGCAGCAGACGUAUGAACAGCCCAUUCCAGCAGGUAGUAACUGUUCUCUGUAGAUGCUGUGUCUCAUGUAGUGGUGGUAGGGGGAUCAUGAUUCCAAUAACAAAUGGACUCUUCUGAGUGCCCUGAAAUUAGUGGGCUGGACCAAUGUAAAUAUAUGGGGGUUAGUAUUAUUUCUGGGCAACUCUAUAAUUCCAACCCUGGUGGCACUGAUAUAGGACAGUAAGUAAACUUGUAUUAUCUGAUAGGUACUAAUCAGGAUGUUUACAGAAUAUACAGUGUUAGCAUGAUGAUGCUAAGCAAUAUUUUCAAUGACCUGUUGUAUGCAGCUGCUGACCCAGUCACAGAGGGCCCUUUCCAGCAUCCACACACACCUCUCCAGCCUGGACCGGAACGCUCUCCCACAGGUCCCCAAGGCAGAGGUACGUCACACUGGACCUGGGUGCAACCCAUGACACAAAGUGGCUGCCAAAUAUAUCAAAGCACAGUGAUAUGUUUAUGAAACUGAGUGUGAUAUUAUCCUUACCUAUUGUCGUUGUAGAAGUCACUCAGGGAGGUUCAGCGGAUUCUCAAUGCCACAGAGGGCAACUUUCACCAGCUAGUGGCGCUACUCAACUGUCGAGGUCUCAACAAGGUAGGCCUAGUGUUUAACAUGGGGUGUAAUGAUCUCUGGUGUGUUCUUGCUGUUUUCUCAAAUCUUUUUGCUCUUUCUGUCUCUGUUUGUUAGGAUUAUAUUGACUCUUUGAAAGGCCUGUGCUAUGACGGGAUGGAGGGAUUGCUCUACCUCUCCCUCUACUCUUUCCUUUCGGCUCUGGCCUUCACUGCCAUCCUCUGUUCCCUGCCCGGCGCCUGGAGAAGCUUCCCCAGGUGUGUGUGUCUGUGUGUGUGUGUGUCUGUGUGUCUGUGUGUGUGUGUGUGUGUGUGUCUGUGUGUGUGUGUGUGUGUGUCUGUGUGUCUGUGUGUGUGUCUGUGUGUCUGUGUGUGUGUCUGUGUGUGUGUGUGUCUGUGUGUGUCUGUGUGUGAGAGAGAUAGAGAACGAGAUAUGUUAUUGAUGUCAUAACGUUGUUGUUGAUGUUGCUGACGUUUUCUACAUCGUAGUUUAACAUUUUCUCGGAACAUGCUCAGCAGUAAGGUAUGAUUGUACUAUAUUGAGGUGCAUCUCUAGGUGUGGUUUGACGUACUGGAUGAAUGUAGUGGUCCUCUGUAGCUCAGCUGGUAGAGCACGGCGCUUGUAACGCCAAGGUAGUGGGUUCGAUCCCCGGGACCACCCAUACACAAAAAUGUAUGCACGCACGACUGUAAGUCGCUUUGGAUAAAAGCAUCUGCUAAAUGGCAUAUUAUUAUUAUUAUUAUUAUUAUUAUUAAUGUGUAGUUCACUACUGUACCUCCAGGUCUGUCAGAGCUUCUGUCUGUCUGUAGUAAACAGCUUCCAGCUGUGUCACAGCCAGAAACAUGAAGGGAAAAAAAGAUUAAGGGAUCAACAAGGGGAUUAUUUUUUUCUAUUUGCGAAUAUUGAUGUAAAAUUAACAGGAGGUAUGUAUUCCAAAGGACAUUGCUGAAUGCACCAUCACAAACCAAUUCAUUUAACAUAUUAUUAUUUUACCAAAAAGUUCACAGAUGUUUUGGCUGUCUUCCACAAAUGUACAGUGUGUUCCAUAUCAGUUGCAUUGGAUGUCACAGGUUCAUAGAAAGUGUUACCAAAACACACAAUUCUUGUUCUCCUCUCCCCUCUCUCCGACGGGCGACAGUGAUUCCGAGGAGUAUGAAGAUUCGGACAGCGAGAGCGAGGACCCCUUCACUUCCCAUCAGGCACGUAGACAGCCGGCCGCGGGGUCUCAGCGAGGGGCCUUGCCCCCCUUCUAUAAUUACCAGGGGGCCGGGUGGACUCCCCCCUUUUCUAGCGCGCCACCCCUCCCGUGAGUAACACAGACACACAGACACACAGACAGACAGACAGACAGACAGACAGAGUUGCCUCAGAGAGAUCCCCCGGGAGUAAGAUGAAGUUGCCCCUAGUCACUGAUCUAAGGUCAGUUUUUUUACUGUAGUGGUUGAGGAUGAAGACUUGGGGAGGGUAAGCUGAUCCUAGAUCUGUGCCUUGGUACAACUUCAACUCGAAGCUCCCAACUGAAGCCAACAAGAUCAUGAUACUCAUAUAGGCCCAGUAUAGAGUAGUGGAGCAUGCAUGAACACACAGACAGACCUACUGACUAAGUCUGCUCUGUUAAUAGAUAGGCACAAAACAGAGACACACACAUAUUUACUUCACCACACCCUGUAAUGUUAGCGUACAUGAACACACAUGGAAACCGUUUGACAUAGGGAAUACAUUGGAUAUAGUUCUACCUCACACCCACCCGUACAUGUACAGUAAUGGAGUCGUUAGAAUCACUCUGCCUCCAUAUAGACACAUAAGGAUAGCUUCGUCAGGGGAAGGAAACACACGCAACGCAGACAGACACACAGACAGGUCUACUGUGGACUGCAGGGUAGGCAGAGUAACAGACACACAGACAGGUCUACUGUGGACUGCAGGGUAGGCAGAGAAACAGACACACAUACAGGUCUACUGUGGACUGCAGGGUAGGCAGAGAAACAGACACACAGACAGGUCUACUGUGGACUGCAGGGUAGGCAGAGAAACAGACACACAGACAGGUCUACUGUGGACUGCAGGGUAAGCAGAGAAACAGACACACAGACAGGUCUACUGUGGACUGCAGGGUAGGCAGAGAAACAGACACACAGACAGGUCUACUGUGGACUGCAGGGUAAGCAGAGAAACAGACACACAGACAGGUCUACUGUGGACUGCAGGGUAGGCAAAGAAACAGACACACAGACAGGUCUACUGUGGACUGCAGGGUAGGCAGAGAAACAGACACACAGACAGGUCUACUGUGGACUGCAGGGUAGGCAGAGAAACAGACACACAGACAGGUCUACUGUGGACUGCAGGGUAGGCAGAGAAACAGACACACAGACAGGUCUACUGUGGACUGCAGGGUAGGCAGAGAAACAGACACAACUCCAGAAGUCUGUCUUUCUGUGUGUCUGUCUAUCGGUCUGUCGAGCCUUCCAAGACAGACGUAGACCGGUCCGAUCGAUCACUCACAGAUCUUGGCUGUUUUUCAAAUGACACCCUAUUCCCCAUAUAGUGCACUACUUUGGGCCAAGUAUCCGAAAGUAGUGCACUAUAAGGGGAAUAGGGUCAUUUGAGACACAGCCCUUAAUACUGCGGCGAUAUGAGGCUCAGGUUGACCUAGGUAAAAACCCCAUCACUCCCACCCACCAUCCACACUGUGGUGUCCAAGUCUCAUGUUAUCAAGUCUCUCAAUUUACUCUCACCUCUCUCUCUCUUUCUGUCUCUGUCUUUUAUUAUUUCUUUAUCACUCCCUCUCUCUCGCUCUCUCUCUCUGUCUUUAUCACUCCCUCUCUCACUGUCUUCCUCUCUCUUUCACUUUCUUUCUAUACUUUGCAAGUCCAGUUAAUGCCCUAAGAAGUGUACUUUCCUACCUUAUGCCUUAGCAUGUACAACAUAACUAAAUGCCAAGUCCAGUUGGUGUAUACAGGCGCUGUAAACACUGUGAUCAUCAGUGUCCCUAGCCUAGAUCUAAUAGUAACAGUAUCAUGACCAAACUGCCCAGAGUAAAGUAACUCAGAUUCCAGUCACCAAAUAAACAAUAAGAAUGCAGUGGACUCCUGAUAAAUGCUCUGGUUUGGGGCUGUCUGGAAAGCAUGCACUAAAGUGGAGCAUGUGGAUAUCCAGAGCAAUUAAAAAUGAAUGUAUUUUGAAUUGGGACUGGUGAAGUCUCAAGUUUUAAGUUACAAUGCACUUACAUGUUGCACACAAAUGUGCACUUCAUCAUUGUACAUGAGUUUGCAUUUCCCAAAGUGCACUUAUCAGGAGUGGACUGUGUCUAUAAUAUCCUUGUCCCCCAUGCUGAAACCACCAGCUAUCCCGCUGCCUACGUAGACAUAGUGCCCUAAUAACACUAAUGCCACCAGUUAUAAGGAGGUCCGUUUCUACAUCACCAUUUCGCUAAUCGCUCUUCCUCCCGUUCUCUCCUUACCCCACCUCGGUUCCCUCCUUUGGCCCACCUACCUCUUUUCGUCUCCCUCUCUCUCACUCAUUCUCCACUCCUGCUCCCCUUCCUCCUCUUCUGCCUCCUCCUCCCAAUUUUCCUUUUGUUUCCUCUCUCUUUCUGUCUCUAUACAGGACUCCAAACGUUUCCUCCAAUGGCAACCCUGGCUAUGAGAGCCUACCCCUGACUGACAGGCAGUCCCCACCCCCCUCUGUGAGUUCCUUUGUAUUCGUGACAUCCUAAUCUGUGGCAUUUGUCAUCACUAUGCGUGUAAACCGUCCCUCGAGGUGUUAUUUGCCUGUACGUUUGUCGUUAGUCGAUAAUAAACAUUCUGGAUCUAACUAACUGGUGGUGGUGGUGGUGGUAGCGGUGGUGGUGAUGGUGGUGGUAGUGAUGGUAGCGGUGGUGAUGGUGGUGGUGUGGCUCCAAACUCACAGGACCCUGUAGACCAGGAGUGUAGGCAUGGGUGGGCCUGGGUGGCGUAGGCCCAUCCACAUUUCUGCAGGCCCACCUACCAACUAAAUUCUGUCUACGCACCUGCUGUAGGCUGGCAUUCUAUUUUUUUUAUUCAACUAACCUAAAGUAUGUGUACUAUCUCUUGAAUGGGAAAGCUCACUUUCUGCCCCUAACAACUGACUCCGUCGGUUGUCACCUCUCUGACUCUGGACAUGCUAGAAAGGAUGUAAAUACAGUGCUUUCUGACCACAGAUCUGAGACCUAACCCUUGACCAUUACCCUACCUUUGUCCUUUCUAGCAUUACCAUCCCAGUCCUAACUUUACAACAGUCCCUGGUGCUUGAGGUAGAAGUAGCCUCCAUCCACCUCUGAUCUGGGAUCAGAUUACCUGACACCCAUUGUCUUAACCAUUUGGAGGUAGACAAAACUGACCCUGGAUCAGUGGUUGUGGAUAACUUCUACCUCCUCUACCCCUGUUGUUGGGGGCAUAACGUGACCACGUGAGUGCUCAUCUUCAUACGUGAGAUGAUUUUGAAACAAAGAUGAAUAAUGGAGAUUUCUUGUUGUUUUCUUGUCUCCCUUCUCUCUGUACACCCUCCUCUGUGGAUCUUCAAUGGCGGCUCCCCCUUAUCCAAUCAAAACGCUGUUUCUGAAAGUACAGUACUCUCCCAGCAUGCUGACUGGUUACGGGGGUAGUCAAACACACCCCAACUCUGCCCAUUCAAGGAACCUGUAUUCACGUUAA
Coregonus sp. 'balchen' is the source of this 17371-nucleotide messenger RNA. NCBI's taxonomy places the organism in Eukaryota, Metazoa, Chordata, Actinopteri, Salmoniformes, Salmonidae. The record is from the annotation of a GenBank genome assembly.